This is a messenger RNA of Perca flavescens (yellow perch), 1636 nucleotides long. RefSeq names its product histone-lysine N-methyltransferase 2D-like. Bases 944 to 1483 code for a protein of 179 amino acids. The transcript has 2 exons. The record is from RefSeq and is a predicted model, not a curated record. NCBI's taxonomy places the organism in Eukaryota, Metazoa, Chordata, Actinopteri, Perciformes, Percidae.
UUGCCCUAAUAUGUUGCCCCUGUUCCCCAGCCUAGUGCCACCUGUUGCUUGUUUUCUCAUUACCCUGUGUAUUUAGUCUCUGUUCUGUCUUUUGUCGGAUUAUUGUUUGCUGUUCGGUGUUUCUCGUUUGUCCAUGUUUUGCCUGUUCCUGUUUUUGGGAUUCUGCUUGUACCUAUUUUUGGAUUUGCCUUGUGUUUUCGGGACACUUUUUGUUAGUAUGGACUUUAUUAUUUGUUUAUUAAAUCCUCAAAGCUCACACUGCCUGUCCGUCUCUACAUUUGGGUCCUACAUCUUCUGAAACCCUAACAGAAUAAUCCGACCACAAAAUGGACCCAGCAGAGAGACGUCUCUUUAAGAAGAGUGUCAGAGUAUGGCCGGACUGUGGAGAGUCUCCUAAACUCUAAACCUAACCAGCAUGACCCUAUCCUUAAGAGGAUUUCCACGCAGCAGCUGUGGUUUGAGCUUGGACUGCCCUACUGCUACCUGGUCAGCAAAACCCCACCGACAUCCAGCAGUCCUUUGAGGGUACUCGCCUGGCUAUUUUUACUGCGAACCGUGGAGGACGCAGGAGAGGACGUGGCCGACAUGGGUCCCGACGCCAUGCACAGCCUCUCUUCAGCCCAGAGUCCUCGCUGUCCAGCGGUCCUGAGCCCGUGCUGUCCAGUGAGCCUGAGCUGACAUCUGAGCCUGAGCUGAACAGUGUGCCAGAACCGCCGCUGACGACUGACCUCCCAGAGUCUUCGUUUACGGUGACUUUGCCAGUCUCCGGUGCCUCAGAGACUGCCCCUGAGACUUUGCCGGUCUCAGGCAUCCCUGAGACCGCCCCAGUGACUAUGCCCUUCGCCGGUACCCCUGACACUUCACCCGUAUCCGGUGUCCCAGCCUUUGUUGUCGGUCCGGCCGACUCCUGCUCCCCGUGUUUUGUCGGCGGACCCGCUGACUCAUGUUCCUGUUGCCUUGUUGGCAGACACUGGCCCAGUCUUCAGCCCAGCUGACCCUUUGCCUGCCCGGCCCUCAGAGGGGUAUCGCCUUCGCCGAUGGCCGCCCGAGAGUCUUCGACGUCCUGCCUGGUCUCCAGAAGGGCUCUACCUUUGACCUUCCUGUUCGGCCGCCUGAGAGGUUUUGCCCUCGCCGCCGACCGCCUGAGGCUCCUCGCCGUACUGUUCGGCCGCCUGAGGGGCUCCACUUUCGCCGCCGGCCGCCUGUGAGUCUUCGCCGCUGGUCGCCUGAGAGUUCUCGACGUCCUGUUCGCCCGCCAGAAGGGUUUCACCUUCAUCGCUGGCCGCCAGAAGGGUCCCGCCUUCGCUGCCGGCCACCAGAGAGUCUUCGCGGCCCUGUCUGCCCUCCAGAAUGUCUUCGACGCCCGGCUAAGCUGCCAGCAGGUUUUCGUCCACCGGACCACGUGCCUAGCUGGGACGUCGGUUCUCAAGCCCUCUGUCCUCAGUUCCCUGGGUCCCACUUCCUGGCCCCGUAUGACUCUUGAGCCUGCCCUCGCCCUCCGGGGUUGCUUUAUUUUGUUCCUCCGUUCAGAAAGGGGAAGGGAGGAAAGAGGGGGAGAAGAGGCGGGAAUUGUCAGAGUGAUGCUUAUGUUAGGAGAGGAAGCUAACUAGCUAGUUACAGCCACCAGCCUUUUUGU